Ipomoea nil (Japanese morning glory) is the source of this 2262-nucleotide messenger RNA. Its product is annotated as protein NLRC3. Lineage: Eukaryota; Viridiplantae; Streptophyta; Magnoliopsida; Solanales; Convolvulaceae. The transcript is spliced from 18 exons. Bases 118 to 1953 code for a protein of 611 amino acids. Gene Ontology annotation, molecular function: GTPase activator activity; small GTPase binding. The record is from RefSeq and is a predicted model, not a curated record. Gene Ontology annotation, biological process: activation of GTPase activity; nucleocytoplasmic transport. Gene Ontology annotation, cellular component: nucleus; perinuclear region of cytoplasm; cytosol.
CCGAUGAGCUAAGUUUUGGAGCACCAUCGCCGCUCUAUCUCCUCCACUCUGCUCCGCCACUCCGCACCAUUUUCUCUCUCUCUCUCUCAAUAUUCAUAUAUACAAUUAUACACACUAAUGGGCUCAACUUCUACACUUUCGCUCUGCUCUCACCCAAAGAUAUAUUUUAGAAUCGACGAUACACGGAAGCAGGGACUACAGAGCGAAGCGUUAAUCAGUUCGGGGCGCUAUUGUGCGUCGCGUGCGCUAGUUCAGUUUCCCGCACUUUGCAUUAGUUUUAGUAGGAGUAGAAAAUGCCUGCACAGGAGGAGAUUAAUGGUGAGAGCGGCUUCUUCAACUGGCGGUUCGUCGAGUUCUCGGAGAGUUUACCGGGAGUCCCAAGCCGAAGCCCCAGCCGUACCGAUGAACGAGAUUGCAUCUUUUGUUCUUCCGGCGGGUGCUUUGGUCGUCGUUUCUUUCGUUUUAUGGAAGCUAGUGGGGAAGUUUUUUGCACCAAAACCAGCUAGCCCUUCGUCAGAGGAAAAUAAAGCCACCGAAGGCUUGAAGUGGUCAUUUGCCCCUGGUACAAACUUAUUAUCUGGUUUUGGUCAAAAGGUCGCAAGGGAAUCCAAGCAAAAGCUCAAUGAGUUUGCAAAGGAACUUAGAUUGUUCAGCAGUGUUGACAUGUCAGGGCGCAACUUUGGAGAUGAAGGGCUAUUUUUCCUUGCUGAGAGUUUAGCAUACAAUCAGACUGCUGAGGAAGUGAGUUUCGCUGCUAAUGGAAUAACUGCAGAUGGAUUGAAAGCUUUUGAUGGUAUCCUGCAAUCAAAUGUUGCCCUAAAAACUCUUGACUUAUCAGGAAAUGCUUUCGGAGAUGAAGGUGCUAAGUGUCUAUCUGAAAUUCUGGUGGAUAAUGCUGGUAUUCAAAAGCUCCAACUAAACAGUACUGGCAUAGGAGAUGAGGGAGCCAAGGCAAUUGCUGAGAUGCUCAAGAAAAAUUCAAACUUGCGUGUCCUUGAACUAAACAACAAUUUAAUUGACUAUUCUGGAUUUUCAGGUCUUGCUGAAGCCCUACUUGAGAAUAAAAGUUUACAAUCCUUAUACCUCAGUGGCAAUUAUGGAGGUGCAUUAGGGGCUGCUGCCCUGGCCAAAGGGCUGGAAGGGAACAAAUCUGUACUGGAAAUUUAUUUGCACGGGAACUCUAUAGGUGAUGAAGGCGUGCGUGCCCUAAUGUCUGGCUUAUUUUCACGCAGAGGGAAACUUGUGAGGCUGGACAUUAGUAACAAUUCCAUCAGUGCUGAGGGUGUCUUUCAUGUUGCUGAACAUGUCAAGAAGAGCAAAAGCUUGCAGUGGUUGAACCUUUAUAUGAAUGAUAUUAAGGAUGAGGGAGUUGAAAAAUUAGCAGAAGCUUUGAGGGAGAAUCGUUCAAUAGUUAACCUAGAUCUUGGAGGCAAUGAUAUACAUGCCCAUGGUAUUAGUGUUAUUGCACGAGUUCUGAAGGAUAAUUCUGUCAUCACAGUUUUGGAACUUGGUUAUAAUCCUAUUGGACCUGACGGUGCAAAGGCAUUAGCUGAAGUUCUUAAAUUUCAUGGGAAUAUAAAGGACCUCAUGCUUGGUUGGUGUCAGAUAGGGGCCAAAGGUGCAGAAUAUAUUGCAGAUAUGUUGAAAUAUAAUGGUACCUUAUCAAGUCUAGACCUGCGGGCUAAUGGACUUAGAGAUGAGGGUGCUAUCUGUCUGGCUAACAGUUUAAAGGUGGUGAAUGAAGCAUUGGUGUCACUGAAUUUGGGGUUCAAUGAAAUUAGAGAUGAAGGAGCAUUUGCAAUUUCUCAAGCACUCAAGGCCAAUGAAGAUGUGAGGCUGACUUCUAUUAAUCUUUCCAACAACUUCUUUACCAAAUUGGGACAGACUGCCCUCUCAGAUGCGAAAGACCAUGUAUACGAGAUGACUGAGAGGGAGCUCAAUGUUCUUUUCUAGACGAGCAAAUACAGUUUUCCAUUUUUCCCCAAUUGCAAGCUGAACUGCGCCCAUUCAUUCGUUGGAUGCUGAUAUCUUUCAGAGUGUUUGUUAUAAGCAAGUAUCUUGUGCUACUUGUUAGUCUCAGAUUUGAGCGAGGGAAUAUAGGAAAUUUUGGUAUUGAGAGAGAGGGAGGGUGAAGUGGUGAGGGGGUGUAUAGUCAUUUUUGAAGAUGUCUCAAAUUUGAUGUUGUCAUAUUUUCAUCAAAUGUGUAGAUUGUAUCCUACUAUCCUCUCAGCUUAUGAUACUAUCGGUAUCUUACUCUGAUCA